Cotesia glomerata is the source of this 1064-nucleotide messenger RNA. RefSeq names its product exosome complex component RRP4. The record is from RefSeq and is a predicted model, not a curated record. Gene Ontology annotation, biological process: nuclear polyadenylation-dependent rRNA catabolic process; CUT catabolic process; poly(A)-dependent snoRNA 3'-end processing. The transcript is spliced from 3 exons. Bases 100 to 987 code for a protein of 295 amino acids. Gene Ontology annotation, molecular function: RNA binding. Lineage: Eukaryota; Metazoa; Arthropoda; Insecta; Hymenoptera; Braconidae. Gene Ontology annotation, cellular component: cytoplasmic exosome (RNase complex); nuclear exosome (RNase complex).
GUAAAAAAAAAUAUUUUUUAGGUUAAUUUCAACACUUGCUCCGAAAUUGUCAACAUAUAACAUUUAUUUAUCAUCAAAUAAAUAAAUAUUUUAUCAACAAUGGCUGAUUAUCCUGAAAUAAAUAUAAGACUAGCAGUAAAUCGUAUAGAUAAUAAUUUAAUAUCAAGAGAUAAUAUUCAACCUCGUAUUUAUACUCCUGGAGAAGGUGUAUUGACUCAAACAGACUAUCUAAGAGGACAUGGUACAUAUGUAGACGAAGACGAAUGUUUGAGAGCAUCAGUAGCUGGAAUACUGGAAAAAGUAAACAAAUUAAUAACAAUCCGUCCUCUGAAAGCCAGAUACCAGGGUGAAAUUGGUGAUGUUAUUGUUGGUAGAAUCACCGAAGUUCAACAGAGUCGUUGGAAGGUUGACACUAACUCAAAACUCGACUCUGUUUUACUUUUAUCGAGUGUUAAUUUACCAGGAGGAGAAUUGAGACGGAGAUCAGCAGAAGAUGAACAAACGAUGCGUCGUUAUCUCCAAGAAGGCGAUUUAAUUUGUGCCGAAGUACAGAGUACUUACCAAGACGGGUCACUGUCUUUGCACACCCGAGUCUUAAAAUACGGCAAGUUAUCCCAAGGAGUGAUGGUUAAAGUACCGCCGGCGCUGAUUAAGCGCAAGAAGACUCACUUCCAUCAUCUAGCUAACGGUGCGACUCUAAUUCUCGGUAACAACGGCUACGUUUGGAUUGGCGCCAGCUCUCAGAGCGCUGACAAGUCUGAGGGUGGGUUUACCCAAGAUCUGACCCGUGUAGCGCACGAAGACCGGGAAAUUUGCGCGAGAUUGCGAAACUGCGUACUCAUACUCUCAACUUGUAAUAUUUUAUUAACAGACACAUCAGUUACGUAUGCCUACGAAGAAUCGGGUAAAUAUAAAGCUAACGAAUUACUUCAACCUGAAGCUAUUGUUGAUGUUGCUCUUUUGACUCAUCACAGAUUGAAUCAAUAGCUUUAAUAUUUGCAAAAUUAAAUGUAAUUUUUAAUCAUUUUUUUUUUUUAUGUUAAUAAAAUAAUAUAAAAAAUUAA